AUGUUGAAGACUUCAGACCAACCACUACCGACGGGUGAUUUGGCUUAUAGGAUUGUCCUCCACCUCGACAAGAUCAAAGACGCCGAAUUGAAGGAAUGGAUUGCCAACCCACGAGUCCAUUUUUGGAUCGGCCCGCACUCCCACGCCGUGGCAUACUCGAUCAGAAGCAGCACCAUGUACAAUAUAGUUCUGCUUUGCCCGGAUGACCUCCCUCAGGGCCUCUCACGAGCGACGGGCUCGGAGCUGGAGUCGUGGACGAACAGGGACAAGAAUUUUGUCUUGCUGGGCGAUUCUUGCCACCCGAUGCUGCCCUGUCUCACGCAGGGAGCCAACUGGUCGAUCAAAGACGGCGGUGUCCUCGGAAGACUGCUAUCGUAUAUGAGGACUAGGGAGCAGUUGCUGUGGGCGAUCACCCUAGAGGCGCUCCAUAUCCCCGACGGUCCUGAACAGCGAGAACGCGACAAGAUAUUCGAGUCGCAGCUAGGCAAGGGAAUAUCUGGCAAGUUCCCUAGUCGAGGGUGUGUCCCAGAGGCCCAGGCCUGGCUCUACGGCUACAAUGCAUACAGAGGAGCUGAUGAGGCAGUCAAGUCAGCACCAUAUGAGCCAUCGUUGACGAGCGUCACGAGCUCUACGUCAAUAUACCCGUGA
This is a messenger RNA of Fonsecaea monophora, 648 nucleotides long. RefSeq lists its product as hypothetical. Gene Ontology annotation, biological process: secondary metabolite biosynthetic process. Bases 1 to 648 code for a protein of 215 amino acids. The transcript has 4 exons. NCBI's taxonomy places the organism in Eukaryota, Fungi, Ascomycota, Eurotiomycetes, Chaetothyriales, Herpotrichiellaceae. Gene Ontology annotation, molecular function: monooxygenase activity. The record is from RefSeq and is a predicted model, not a curated record.